Messenger RNA from Otolemur garnettii (small-eared galago), 2995 nucleotides. It is a transcript of the gene NEK8, whose product is annotated as NIMA related kinase 8. Gene Ontology annotation, biological process: protein phosphorylation. The record is from RefSeq and is a predicted model, not a curated record. Lineage: Eukaryota; Metazoa; Chordata; Mammalia; Primates; Galagidae. Gene Ontology annotation, molecular function: ATP binding; protein kinase activity.
UCGGAAAUAAGAUGGAGAAGUACGAGCGGAUCCGAGUGGUGGGGAGAGGUGCCUUCGGGAUUGUGCACCUGUGCUUGCGCAAGGCUGACCAAAAGCUGGUGAUCAUCAAGCAGAUCCCAGUGGAACAGAUGACCAAGGAAGAACGGCAGGCAGCCCAGAAUGAAUGCCAGGUACUCAAGCUGCUCAACCACCCCAAUGUCAUUGAGUACUAUGAGAACUUCCUAGAGGACAAGGCCCUCAUGAUCGCCAUGGAAUAUGCACCAGGUGGCACCCUGGCUGAGUUCAUCCAAAAGCGCUGUAAUUCCCUGCUGGAGGAGGAGACCAUCCUGCACUUCUUCGUGCAGAUUCUGCUUGCACUGCAUCAUGUACACACCCACCUCAUCCUGCACCGGGAUCUCAAGACCCAGAAUAUCCUCCUUGACAAACACCGCAUGGUUGUCAAGAUCGGUGAUUUUGGCAUUUCCAAGAUCCUCAGCAGCAAGAGCAAAGCCUACACGGUGGUGGGUACUCCAUGCUACAUCUCCCCUGAGCUGUGUGAGGGCAAGCCCUACAACCAAAAGAGCGACAUCUGGGCCCUGGGUUGUGUCCUCUAUGAGCUGGCCAGCCUCAAAAGAGCCUUUGAGGCUGCGAACCUGCCAGCGCUGGUGCUAAAGAUCAUGAGUGGCACCUUUGCACCUAUCUCUGACCGGUACAGCCCUGAGCUACGUCAACUUGUCCUGAGUCUACUCAGCCUAGAGCCUGCACAGCGGCCACCGCUGAGCCACAUCAUGGCACAGCCCCUCUGCAUCCGGGCCCUCCUCAACCUCCACACUGAUGUGGGCAGUGUCCGCAUGCGCAGGCCUGUGCAGGGAUGGGAGGCAGUCGUGGGUGGUAGGGUGAGGGCACCCAGUGGCAGCACAGGAAGCCUGGGGCAGAGCACUUGGGGUGAAUCCUCUAUUCCUAAGAGUAGGAAUGCUGGGGAGGGUCCAUUUCCUGAGGCCCCCCAUCUGACCUGUUGUAGGUCGGAGAAGUCCCUGGCUACCGGACCUCCCAUAUCCCCUGGCAGCACAGGCAACAGGACCACCAGUGCCCGCUGCAGAGGCGUCCCCCGGGGACUUGUGAGGCCUGCCAUACCACCGCCUCUGUCCUCGGUGUAUGCCUGGGGUGGCGGGUUGGGCGCCCCCCUCCGGCUGCCUAUGCUCAACACAGAGGUGGUGCAGGUGGCAGCUGGGCGAACGCAGAAGGCCGGUGUCACGCGCUCUGGGCGCCUCAUCCUGUGGGAGGCCCCGCCCCUCGGUGCCGGUGGGGGCUCACUCCUCCCGGGGGCGGUGGAGCUGCCACAACCCCAGUUCAUCUCCCGUUUCCUGGAAGGCCAGUCCGGCGUGACCAUCAAGCACGUGGCCUGCGGGGACCUCUUCACUGCCUGUCUAACCGACCGAGGCAUCAUUAUGACUUUUGGCAGUGGCAGCAAUGGGUGCCUAGGCCACGGCAGCUUCACCGACAUCAGCCAGCCUACCAUUGUGGAGGCCCUGCUGGGCUAUGAGAUGGUACAGGUGGCCUGUGGGGCCUCUCAUGUGUUGGCCCUGUCCACUGAGCGAGAACUGUUUGCCUGGGGCCGUGGAGAUGGUGGCAGGCUGGGACUAGGCACCAGGGAAUCCCACAGCUGCCCUCAGCAAGUGCCCAUGCCCCCAGGACAGGAAGCCCAGCGGGUUGUAUGUGGCAUUGACUCCUCCAUGAUCCUCACUGUGCCUGGCCGAGCCCUGGCCUGUGGAAGCAACAGGUUCAAUAAGCUGGGCCUGGACCACCUCUCCCUGGGGGAGGAGCCUGCCCACCACCAGCAAAUGGAGGAGGCCUUGAGCUUCACACCACUAGGCUCUGCACCCCUGGACCACGUGGCCCUGCUAAGUGUGGACCUGGGUACUGCUCAUUCAGCUGUUGUUACUGUCUCUGGUGACUGCUACACAUUUGGCAGCAAUCAGCAUGGGCAGUUAGGCACCAAUGCUCGCCGGGGCAGCCGGGCACCCUGUCAGGUCCAAGGCCUUGAGGGUAUCAAGAUGGCAAUGGUGGCCUGUGGGGAUGCCUUCACUGUAGCCAUCGGAACAGAAGGUGAAGUGUACUCUUGGGGCAAAGGGGCUCGAGGCCGACUGGGAAGGAGGGAUGAAGAUGCUGGACUCCCCCGGCCAGUACAGCUAGAUGAGACACAUCCUUACACAGUGACUUCUGUGUCCUGUUGCCAUGGAAACACUCUGCUGGCUAUUCGCCCGCUCACAGAUGAGCCAGUCCCCCCAUGAGGCAUCUGGAUACACCUCUGGACCACCCUGAUAUUGCUUCUCCUCUGAAUGUUCUGAAAAGUGCAGGUGCCUGAGGCAGCUCCCCGGAUUGUGUCAUCAAUGGGGUAUAAGGGCCAGUGAAACCCCUGCUCAGCUUUUGACUCUGGAUAUGGAAACCUCAACCCACUCUGUUCCACUAACACCCUUUUUCCUUUCCUACUCCUUCCCUUAAGUCAGUGUCCCCAGGGUCCAGCCUGGCUAAAGUUGAAAGCUACACCUAGCCUUUGCUAACAGGAUGGUCUUCAGAGCCUUGUUAAAAAAAGGCUGAAAGCAGCCGCGGCUCCACCUAGAGACUGCCCUUUCCCCCAGCCCAGUUAGGAAAUAAGUCUGACCACCACCAAGAGAUGGCUCCCAGCUUUGGAGCAGGGCAAGCCAGGACCUGCCUGGAAUGGCCAUUAAGCCCGCCUAAUUUCUGUACAGCCUGAGGCAGGGAGGUCCCAGGGAGCUCUGCCACGGCCCCACCCCUUUACCCGAAGGCAGAGACUUGCACUACGUUUUUUAGCAUUCCUUCUCCUGAAAGAGUGCAGGGGCCAUUGAGUCUCUACAGCAGAGAGGACUCGGGCUGAAAGUUGCUCCUUACCCCAUGCUUUUCCCUAUAAGCAGGUUGGGGGGAAAUGUAUCUGGUUGGACCAGACCAGUUUCCCAGAGGACUGGCAGUAACGCCAAUAAAAAUAUCAGCUGCCUGC